Neolamprologus brichardi is the source of this 1700-nucleotide messenger RNA. It is a transcript of the gene trmu, whose product is annotated as tRNA 5-methylaminomethyl-2-thiouridylate methyltransferase. Gene Ontology annotation, biological process: tRNA wobble position uridine thiolation. The record is from RefSeq and is a predicted model, not a curated record. Gene Ontology annotation, cellular component: mitochondrion. NCBI's taxonomy places the organism in Eukaryota, Metazoa, Chordata, Actinopteri, Cichliformes, Cichlidae. Gene Ontology annotation, molecular function: sulfurtransferase activity.
ACAUGGCGGCUUCUGUGGAGGAGCUGGGUGAAAUAUUCUAGCUUCGUGAGCGAGAAAGUGUUCAAAGCCAGACUGCAGUAAUAUGAAAACAUGGCUUUGAUAAAGCACGUGGUGUGCGCCAUGUCUGGCGGCGUUGACAGCUCCGUCGCAGCGUUACUGCUGAAGAGACGAGGCUACAACGUGACUGGAGUUUUUAUGAAGAACUGGGAUUCUCUGGAUGAGAAGGGGGUCUGCACUACAGAGAAGGACUGUGAGGACGCAUACAGAGUGUGCCAGAGCCUGGAUGUCCCCUUUCAUCAAGUCUCCUAUGUCAAAGAGUACUGGCAUGAAGUUUUCAGUAAUCUGUUGAAGGAAUAUGAGAGAGGAAGAACACCAAACCCAGACAUACUAUGCAACAAGCACAUCAAAUUUAACCACUUCCACAAAUAUGCCAUCGACACCCUGGGUUCUGAUGCCAUGGCAACAGGCCACUAUGCCAGGACAUCACAGGAAGAUGAUGAAGUUUUCGAACAGGCUCACACAGCUCCGCCCACCACGCUGUUCAGAGAUCGAUUUGAGAUCCGAAAUCCUGUGAAGCUGUACAAAGGGGCCGAUCUCCUCAAGGACCAGACUUUCUUUCUCAGUCAGAUCCCACAACAAGCCUUACGACAAACCAUGUUCCCGCUCGCUGGACUCACCAAAGAAUUUGUGAAAAAGAUGGCUGCUGAGGCCGGGUUUCACCAUGUGCUGAAGAAGAAAGAGAGCAUGGGUAUCUGCUUUAUUGGAGAGAGAAACUUUGAAAACUUCAUCUUGGAGUAUCUGGAACCCAAACCUGGGAACUUUGUCUCCAUUGAGGAUGGAACUGUAAUGGGAACCCACAAAGGUUGGUUCACACUGACACUGGGCCAAAGGGCAAGGAUAGGCGGGCAGAGAGACGCCUGGUUUGUGGUGGACAAAGACAUCGUUACUGGAGAUGUGUUUGUGGCUCCGACAACCAAUCACCCAGCUCUUUUCCGCGACACCGUGCGAACGGAGCGUUUCCACUGGGUAACAGAAGACCCGCCCCCCGAACUAGUCAGGACCCAAAUGAUGGAUUGUCACUUCCGCUUCAUCCACCAGAUGCCGCUCGUUGCCUGCACAGUAACUCUGAACAUGGACGGCUCUGUGUGGAUUUUGCUCUCCCAGCCAGUCAGAGCUCUGACACCUGGACAGUUUGCCGUGCUCUACAAAGGGGACGAGUGUUUGGGCAGUGGGAAGAUCACCCAGCUUGGGCCGAGCGAAUUCACGCUGCAGAAGGGCCGCGAGCGGAUGGUAGCAGCCUUUCAGCGCAAAGAGCAGUCGACCCCUGAACCAGACAGCUGAGAGGAGCUCACAGUCCGGCUGUGGGGGAAAUGCACUGUGUGCAGCACAUGAGCUGCGAGCACCCUGUGAGGAACAUAAGCCAGUCCAAGAGAUGGGUGGACCGGCUUUAGUGACACAGGGCAGAUGCUCAGGGAGGCAGCAGAGGGUUGAUUGGAUUUUUAAAGGCUCCAGGAAACAGCAGUGUUUCGUUUUUGUUUGUUUUUUUUUAACAUAAGUAGAUCUCUACUGUUUUUAACCUAAUAUAAUCUCUCCGUCCAAGAUCUGUACCAACACCACAGCGAUAACUUCCAGGUACUGCUUGUUGUUGGCUUCACUACGAGGACAAAGAUGCACUCGUGAAAUGCGAUUAUUUAAUUGAA